AUGGAAAUCAGAACAAGGAGGCUCGCCGUGACUGUUGCACUGUGCCUGACAUCUUUUCUGGCUUGUGAAGGGAAUUCAGAAAAAGGCAAUGCUUCCCUGUUGCACUUUACUUAUCCCCUUUAUAACACGACAGUCUAUGAAAAUUCCCCUCCCAAAACCUAUGUGGAGAGCUAUGUCAAAAUGGGCAUUUACAUCACAGACCCAGCAUGGGACAUCAGAUACAAGAUUGCUUCUGGGGACACGAGUGGCCUGUUUAAAACCGAGGAGCAUAUUGUGGGAGAUUUCUGCUUUUUGAGGAUCAGGACUAAAAGUGGUAAUACCGAGCGGCCGAACAGGGAGUUCAAAGACAAGUACGUGUUAAUAAUCCAAGCCUUGGAGAAAACAUUUGCCUAUGAGGCUUGGGCCAAAGUUCUGAUCCACAUCCUUGACAGAAAUGACCUGAAGCCUCUGUUCUCACCACCCUCUUAUAAAGUCACCAUCCAAGAAGAUACACCCCUGAAAACUUCCAUUGGUGCAGUCAGUGCCACAGAUGCUGAUGUUGGUCAGAAUGCAGAGUUCUAUUAUGCAUUUAAUACAAGGUCACCACUAUUUUCCAUUCACCCCACCAGUGGGGUAAUUAUGACUGCUGUGAAACUGAACUCCACCCACAGGGGGAAGCACCAGUUAAAGGUUCUGGCUGUGGACAGAAUGAAGAAGAUCUCUGAAGGAAGUGGCUUUGGAAACGUGGCCAGUCUUACAAUCCAGGUGGAGCCAUCUAUCAAGAAACCCCCCAUUAUAACUUCAGUGAUGGUGAGGCCAUCCGAUUCUCCUGAGGAUCUCCUUUAUGCUACGUUGAGUGUGGAAGUAGAUGGAUCAGGAGCUGGGGUAGAUUCAGUUGACAUUGUGGCUGGAGAUCCAAGGAGGCACUUCCAAUCCAUUAGAUCCUAUGUGGGAAGUAAUGAGUUCAUGAUAGUGUCAGCCAGAGAGAUCAACUGGAACGAUAACCCACAUGGUUUUAAUCUCAGCCUACGGGCUAAAGACAAAAACAAGCCACCUCUUCUUUCUCAGAUUGUAGUUAUUCAAAUACCACCUUCCAAAUACGCCUCUGCGAGAUUUGAAAAAGAUCUGUAUCAUGUCCAGCUCAGUGAAUUUGCACCUCCUGGCAGUCAUGUUGCAAUGGUUCAGAUUAGUCCAGUUCUCCCAAAUCUAAAAUACAUUCUGAAACCCAGUUCUGGUAGCACAAGCUUUAAAAUCAACCCUCAGACUGGCCUGAUAACUACAGACAAACUAAUAGAUUUCCAGGAACAGUCCCACUUUGAACUCAAAGUUACAACAAGUUACAGUGAGGUCUUUGCCACUGUCUUGGUUGGUAUUAUUGAUUGCAACAACCAUGCUCCAAGCUUCAACCAACCAUCGUACCAUGGCAGCUUUGAUGAAAAUCUGCCUCUGGGCACCAGCAUCCUGUCUGUGAAGGCUACAGAUAGUGACUCUGGGGAGAACGGUUUCAUCACAUAUACCAUAGCCAACCAGAGAGCUGUUCCAUUUGCCAUUGACACAUUUUCGGGUGUCAUCUCCAUCUCCAAGUUAAUGGAUUAUGAGCUAAUGCAGAGGUUGUACCAUUUGCGUGUCUGGGCAUCAGACUCGGGGUCUCCUUUUCGCCUUCAGACUGAGGUUUUCGUUUCCCUCAGAAUGAAUAACAUGAAUGAUAAUGCCCCAGCAUUUGAGAAGAUUAACUGCAAUGCAAGUAUUCCAUGGGACUUACCUGUUGGCCACUCUGUGAUCACAGUGUCAGCCAUUGAUAAUGACGAGCUUCAGCCCAUCAAAUAUGAAAUCAUGUCUGGCAAUGAGAGGCAGCUUUUUGAACUGGAUCCUGUGUCUGGGGUGAUUUCUCUUAGAGCUCCUCUAAGAGAUCUCCAUGAUAAACUAGCGACAUCCUACUCUUUAAAAAUCACGGCCACAGAUGGAGAAAACUCUGCUUUCCCAACCUAUGUAAAUAUCACUGUGGUCUACCAGGAUACCCAUGUAGACUUUCAGUGUGAGGAUACUGGGGUCCUUAAGGAACUAACUAAGAGCAUGAUCCACUCUAUUGAAUCCCAGUCUCCAGAGCAAAAACCAGAUGAAGACUCCUCCUUGAAUGAGCAUCUUAUAAACCAUCAUGUGCCACAGUUCGAUGAUGCCUUCCCAAGAUCUAUUGAUAUAAUGGAGACAAUCCCAGUCAACUCAACCAUUGCACAGCUGAGAGCUGUAGACGGUGAUACUGGCUUUAAUGGAAAGAUGGUCUAUGUAAUAUCUUCUGGGAAUGAGGAUGGUCGCUUUUACAUUGACACAGAAACGGGUCUCCUCCUGGUCUCCUCUCCUUUGGACCAUGAAAGAACAAGUUUCUACGUACUUAACAUUACAGUGUAUGACCUUGGCAUUCCUCAGAAGUCUUCCUGGAAGUUGCUAGCGGUAAACAUUCUGGAUACAAAUGAUAACGCUCCUAAAUUUUCACAACAUACAUACUUGGUUACUAUACCAGAGGAUGUAGAAAUAGGCACAACCAUCACCGUGGUGAAAGCCGAUGAUGCGGAUACAAAUGACAAUGGGAGAGUGAAAUAUUCCUUUCUGGCACCUUCUGAUAAAUUUGACAUCAAUAGCAUCACUGGUGAAGUAGCAGUGACUGUUCCCCUUGACAGAGAAUCGUGUCCUCAUUACAUAUUAAAAGUUGAAGCCAGAGACCAGCCACUAAUAGGCCAGCAGCUCUUUGCAGUGGCUGAUCUGGUUAUUUCUUUGGAAGAUGUAAACGACAAUUCUCCACGCUGCAUCCCAGCCUUGAAUAAGGUGAAAGUUCCUGAGGACCUGCCCCUUGGGACAACAUUGCUGUUCCUAGAAGCCUUUGAUCCAGAUAUUGCAUCUGGAGGAGAGCUGAAAUAUAGCCUGUUCAGAGAUGAUGAGGAUAUGUUUCACCUGAAUGAGUUUACAGGGGCCCUGAUCUUGGAAAAAGAGCUGGACUAUGAGAAGAGGGACUCUUACAAUCUAACUGUGAGAAUCAGCGAUGCUGGGACGCCCCUGUCUCUUUCUUCCCUCUGCCAUAUUGAGAUUGAUGUUCUGGACAUCAAUGAAAACUUGCACCCGCCUCGCUUUGCCUCUUUCGUGUAUGAAGGGUCGGUGAAGGAAAACAGACCAGAGGGGACAUCGGUGAUGACAGUGAUAGCGCAAGACGGCGAUAAAGGGAAAGAUGGAGAAAUCCAGUAUUUCAUCAGAGAGGGAACAGGCUUGGCUGUCUUUGAUAUUGAAAAGGACACAGGUAAUAAUAAUAAUAAUAAUAAUAAUAAUAAUAAUAAUAAUAAUAAUAAUAAUAAUAAUAGGACACUAGACAAGAUAGAAAGAAUGGCUUAA
This is a messenger RNA of Podarcis lilfordi (Lilford's wall lizard), 3357 nucleotides long. The record is from the annotation of a GenBank genome assembly. NCBI's taxonomy places the organism in Eukaryota, Metazoa, Chordata, Lepidosauria, Squamata, Lacertidae.